GCCCCACUUAGUGCCAGUUCUCUCAGAAUGCUGUUCGUGAUUGCAUUGCUCUGUUUUGGUGUUCUCCAAGCCACGGGGCUCCCUGUCCCAGCUCCAGUCUCAGUAACAGUGGAACCUCAAACCACCAAGCCAUCCAUAAGGACUUCGUAUGCAAAUUAUAAGGUGUUUCGGGUGGGAAUCCACACUAAAAGUCACUUUGAAGUGAUCGAAUUUCUGCUGUCUGAUCCCGAGAUGUAUAAUUUGUGGCGCAUAGGCAAGAACGAGGUGGACAUAAUGGUACAUCCAAGGGUGCUACAAGAAUUUAACAACACGGUGACGAAGGAGUCGUUUAAUGUGCAGCUGUUGGUGCCCGAUGUUCAAAAACUCAUAGAUGCAGAGAAGGCAAGGAAAUAAAAGAGACCUAGUACAUUUUCAUAGA
Molecule: messenger RNA, 418 nt
Organism: Drosophila pseudoobscura
Lineage: Eukaryota; Metazoa; Arthropoda; Insecta; Diptera; Drosophilidae
Exons: 3
Coding region: 28-393 (121 amino acids)
Source: RefSeq, a predicted model, not a curated record